ACUAGGAAACUAGUGGAGGGCUGGCGAGCCGGAGGCCUGGGCGCGGUGCACAACGACCCAGUCGGGGUCGGGGCGCGCGCCCGGCCCGCCCGGGGCGUCUCUAGGCAGAGGCCCGCCCCCGGGUGUCCCCUCGAUCGGGCUCUCCAGCCCCUCCCUGGCCAGCGGAGCUGAGAGCGGGAGACCAUGCUCGGUGUCCGGCGGGCCCUGCUGCUGCCGCUGCAGCUCGCCCUGCUGGUGGCAGCCGGGACCCGGGCGCACGUGAGCGCACCGCGGAGCCUGGCGUGGGGGCCUGGGCUGCAGGCCGACGCCGUUCUGCCCGUGCGCUACUUCUUCCUGCAGUCGGUGGACUCGGACGGCCGGAACUUCACUAGCUCGCCACCAGGCCAAACACAGUUCAAAGUAAUGGUAAAAUCCCUUUCGCCUAAAGAGUUGGUCCGUAUCUAUGUCCCUAAACCUUUGGACAGAAACGAUGGAACAUUUUUGGUGAGGUACAGGAUGCACGAGACUGUCCACGAAGGGCUCAAGAUAGAGAUCCUUUACAGUGGCGAGCACGUGGCUCAGUCCCCCUACGUUUUAAAAGGACCGGUGUACCAUGAGUACUGUGAUUGCCCAGAAGACGACCCUCAGGCCUGGCAGAAAACUCUGUCUUGUCCAGCCAAUGAACCACAGAUCGAGCAAGACUUUAUUUCCUUCCCCAGCAUUAAUCUCCAGCAGAUGUUGAAGGAGGUCCCCAAAAGAUUUGGGGACGAGCGGGGUGCUAUUGUUCAUUACACAAUUCUCAAUAACCACAUCUACCGGAGAUCUCUGGGGAAGUACACAGACUUCAAAAUGUUCUCGGAUGAAAUUUUGCUGUCACUGGCAAGAAAGGUCACCCUCCCAGAUUUAGAAUUUUAUAUUAACCUUGGAGAUUGGCCCUUGGAGCAUCGAAAAGUCAAUGACACCCCGGGCCCUAUACCUAUCAUUUCCUGGUGUGGCUCCUUGGACUCAAGAGACAUUAUCCUUCCAACAUAUGAUGUCACCCACUCCACACUCGAAGCAAUGAGGGGUGUCACAAAUGAUCUCCUCUCUGUUCAAGGAAACACAGGGCCUUCCUGGAUCAAUAAAACAGAGAAAGCUUUCUUCCGAGGUAGAGAUAGCCGGGAGGAGAGGCUGCAGUUGGUACUUCUGUCCAAAGAAAAUCCACAGCUGCUAGAUGCAGGAAUUACAGGAUAUUUCUUUUUCCAAGAGAAAGAAAAAGAGCUUGGAAAAGCCAAGUUGAUGGGUUUCUUUGAUUUCUUUAAGUACAAGUACCAAGUGAACGUGGACGGGACGGUGGCAGCUUACAGAUAUCCAUACCUCAUGCUGGGCGACAGCCUGGUCCUGAAGCAGGAGUCGCCGUACUAUGAACACUUCUAUGUGGAACUGAGGCCUUGGAAACACUACGUUCCCAUUAAAAGAAACCUCAGUGAUUUACUAGAGAAAGUGAAAUGGGCCAAGGAAAAUGAUGAAGAAGCAAAGAGGAUUGCGAAAGAAGGGCAGUUAACUGCUAGGGACCUACUCCAGCCGCCGAGGCUUUACUGCUACUAUUACAGAGUACUGCAGAAAUAUGCCGAGCGCCAGGCCAGCAAGCCCAUGAUCCGUGAUGGAAUGGAGCGGGUUCCCCAGCCGGAUGACAGCACUUCCGUUUGCCAGUGCCACAGGAAGAGGCCUGAGAGGGAGGAGCUUUAAGGAGACCCAGCCGCUCACUCCUUUGUAUGCCAGCUGCAUCUUUAAGACCUGGGAAAGGUGCUAAGCUGGGAAGAAACAGAGAAACCUGUACUCUGGCUCGAUGGAAGCCAAGGCAAGAGGUUCUCAUUAGUGCAAAGCCUACCUGAGAUUUGUGGAGACUUCCGGGCCAGCCCAGACUACCCAGCUGGAUUUUAUCAAAACACCAGAACAAACAAGAAAUGUAGAGGAAUGCUAAGCGUGUAAUCCCGCACUGGAGAGGCUGAGUCAGGAAGAUCCUGAGUCUCAGUAUUACCAAAUGCCUUUGGAACUGCUUGUUUGAGCGCCCUAAUAGAUAGAAAAAGGCUCACAAAUCACUGGGAAUCUCUCACACUCCCGUGCACUGGCAGUUUUUAUCUUUAUCAGAGAUAAAAAGUCAGUUUCGCUUACUUUUACAUUCAAUUACAAAGGGAAAAGUGUUUGGGGAGGUUUGACUUUCUCCUCCCUGUGUCGUUUCUCCCCGUGUAAGCCAUCCCUGAUGCAUGCCUCCCUUUGGAGGAUAGAAUAAGGUUAGCUAAGGAAUGAGCUGCUAGUACUUAACAUGGAGACGGUGGCAGAACAUACUACAUUGUUUAAAAUUUUUCAGCUAAGUUUUUGCCAGGGCUAAAGACAGAAUUAAGGAGAAUUAAGUGUGUGUAGCAACUCACAAUCUGGGCUGUACCACUAGGAAAGACAGCACAGCUCUGGAUGUAGAUGGUGGCAUCCUGUGGGCAUCGAUGGACUGGGAAUAUAAAGUAACAACUAUCCACGAGAGAUCUUUCAUUCUAUACGCCCUUCUGAGAAUCCUUGAGAAUUGUUACAGCCAGACUCAGGGAGCCUCCGGGUCCGGGAUUCACUACUAACCCAACGACAGAGGCAGGGACUCAGUGCUGGAUCCACAGACCUCCUCUUUCUGUAGGUUGAUAAGCAGCAUACUGAAGCUCAUAUGUAAAUUCAUGUCUGAUUCCUCAGAGCAGCAUCAAUCCAAGAUGCGGUUCCUGACAGAAUACGCUCUCAAACAAGAGCCGCCCACACUCCCAGAGUAAAGGUCCUCCCUGGACAGAAAUAUUCAUUGGCUCGUGUCUGUUCUCCUGAGGACCAGUAAGAACACAAGAAUGCGUAUCUUUAACUAGAUCCUAGAGGUGUAUCAUGGUGCCAGAUGUCCCACCACCCAUUUAGAAGCUGUCUGUGUGGGGUGAGAGGGCGAGCUGUCCUGAGGCCACCUGGUGCGUGUGAGUUAGACUUACAGAAGUCGGGCUUACGGACAUGAGAAGAAAGGCUGCCUCUCUCGCUUCUACCUCUUUAGCCACAGGUCUGGAAAGCAAAUGGUAGUUUGUUAGAGACACAUCAGUUUUUAAGUCGAUGUCAUUCGUCUGAGGCUGAACAGUCCUAGCAGAAGUAGGAGAAGAACAGGUUGAGACCAACCGGGCUGUUUCUAUUAACUUGUGCGAGCCCCCAUGAUCCUCAGGUUGAACAGUCCUACCUUGGAGCAUUGCAUCAGUGACAGAGUCUUCGACCCACGAACCUGCAGGGACCACUUUACAUCCAAACAAGUCUAGAUAACUCCACUUGACCAUGGCCUUUGAAAUGAGUUUUACACGGCUUUUAUGAACGUAUCUUAGGGAAACAAGCUGAAUAUAACUUUUGAAAAAGAGAGGGAUCUAAGGAUAUAAAGAUGUGUUCAUUGAAUAAACUGUCAACAAUGUUUGUGGCUUUAA
Messenger RNA from Rattus rattus (black rat), 3440 nucleotides. RefSeq names its product protein O-glucosyltransferase 3 (gene Poglut3). The record is from RefSeq and is a predicted model, not a curated record. Bases 184 to 1707 code for a protein of 507 amino acids. NCBI's taxonomy places the organism in Eukaryota, Metazoa, Chordata, Mammalia, Rodentia, Muridae. Gene Ontology annotation, cellular component: endomembrane system. Gene Ontology annotation, molecular function: glucosyltransferase activity; protein binding. The transcript has 8 exons.